This is a messenger RNA of Menidia menidia (Atlantic silverside), 1775 nucleotides long. The record is from the annotation of a GenBank genome assembly. NCBI's taxonomy places the organism in Eukaryota, Metazoa, Chordata, Actinopteri, Atheriniformes, Atherinopsidae.
CCAAAUUGUGUAUUCUUAAACUUUCUUUUAUUACGCGUUUUAUAACAUUUUCUAAUAAAAAAGUUUGAAUACCAGAAUAUGUAUCAAAUGCCGUUUUUAAUCUGGUUUGAGCCCAUUUUCCGGAACAGCCCGUUCAGCGGAAGUUCUGUCAGAGUUGAAAGGUAAUCAAAGUUGGUCAGAGGCACUGUAAGCUAGCAGCAGGAAAAGCUUUCACAAGGUAAAAGAAUAACAAUGUCAGCGACAGAAGAAAACACAGAGGCCAUUCUUCCAUGCGUGCUGGUCACUAGUUGCGACAGCGAGUUUAAAGAGGAAGCAUUGAUAAAACAAAUCCUCAACUCUGAGAUCUUGCCUCAGCCAACCAAGCAAGAGGGAACAGUGGCUUGGUUUCCUUGGACCAUAAACAACAAAUAUUAUACGGCAGAUGUCAGACUGUGUGCUGUGCCAAGUACCACUCAAGUGACAUCAGAGAUUGCCCAGUCCAUGCAGGCUUUUAUUGCAUACUUUGACAGCAAAGUGAAGGAUGGGAUGGAAAAGCUAAACCCGUGGAUUCCAGUGGUUGAAGAUCUUGCACCAGAGGUGCUCAUUAUAGUGUGUGACAGAGUCAGCGAAAACGGAGUCACCAGACAUGAAGCACAACAGUGGUGUUUGGCUCAUGCCUUUGAGCUUGUGGAACUCAACCCUCAGGAUCUGCCAGAUGAAGAUGAUGAUUUUCCAGAAUCCACAGGAGUAAAGCGAAUUGUGCAGGCUCUGAAUGCUAACGUGUGGUCCAGUGUGGAGAUGAAGGACGGUCACAAUCAAGGAUUUGGUCUAAUGAGCAGUUUGGUGGCUUCUAGACACAACAACCCACGCAGCUGUCAGGAUUCACCAGAGAUGAAAGAUAAAGCCUCUUCGUUGCCACAUGAGCAGAGGAAAGUUCAUGCAGAAAAGGUAGCAAAGGCAUUUUGGAUGGCCAUUGGUGGCGAUGAAGAUGAGAUAGAUGGGUUAUCAUCGGGUGAGGACAGCUAAAGGCAGCUACCUGUGGCUCAGUCUCCUUCCUCCUGAUCUUCCUGCCUUUCCCAGGGCUCACACAGGACUCAGCGCCCUUUGACGUCCCAUUUGGACUUGGAAAGUGGAGAUGCCUACAGAUGGUACUGUAGGCAUGGAUAGUUAGAAACUUUUGAUUCUUAUAAUGAAAUGAUCAAUGUAUUUUUUAAAGAAAUAUUGGAUAUCCUGUUUUUAGGAGAAGUCACUGAGUGGCCAUGAUUCCCAGCCAUCUUCCCUGGGUCCCCGCUAUAUUUUUGUCCCCUGCAAACAUCAGUACAUGAUGGUGGACUUUGAUGUUUAUGUCUAUAGGUAGAGUGGGCAUGUGUAUUUCUGUUACAUAUGUGCCUUAUACUUUGAAGAGUUAUAAGAAGUUUCAUGCAUACUCAUUUGAAUCAGCAUAGAAUCAUGUAAUUUAUGUUCAGUGUAUUCAUAGUAAACACGGUCCCAUGACAUUGAGGCUUUCUGUCCCCUUAUUCCAAUAAAAAAGUGGUGUAGUAGUGCUGAAUGAGAAAACCUCUGCAAUAAUUAAAAUGACCAUUUAAGACAUUUUUGCUGUGUUGAGUGCAUCUGUCAUGCUUCAUGAGUGCAGGAGCUGAAAUGUCCGUUUAAAAUUAAUUCACUUACACUUCAUCACAAUCUUCAGCCUGUAAAGUUAUUCACUGUCAGUUUUCCUCUCUGUUUAAGGGGGGGAGUUCCAAUUCUGGUUACUGAUUAUUGAAAAAAACAAAACAAUCCUUUUUUAUUCCUGUUUC